Molecule: messenger RNA, 4820 nt
Organism: Amaranthus tricolor (Joseph's coat)
Lineage: Eukaryota; Viridiplantae; Streptophyta; Magnoliopsida; Caryophyllales; Amaranthaceae
Product: protein transport protein SEC24 A-like
Exons: 14
Coding region: 308-3400 (1030 amino acids)
Biological process (GO): endoplasmic reticulum to Golgi vesicle-mediated transport; intracellular protein transport; COPII-coated vesicle cargo loading
Cellular component (GO): COPII vesicle coat; endoplasmic reticulum exit site
Molecular function (GO): SNARE binding; zinc ion binding
Source: RefSeq, a predicted model, not a curated record
AUCACAUUUACAUAUUUGCUAAAACAUCAAACUCUAAUUCUUCUCCCAAAUUCUUCAGAUUUUUGAAGCCAUAUCUAAUCGGUGUGACCUAAAUGACUAUCGAUUUCUCGCAAUUUUCCUAAUUUACCGGUUUGAUCAAGCGGUUGAUUUUGUUUUUUCCGGUAGUCUUUCAAUUCCGUUGAUUUCAUUGGUGAAUCACCGAGUUUGAUUUUUUUUCCCGGCUUUUAUUCAGUUUUUUCAUUAGGUCGAGCUCGUAGUAGAGUAGAUUGUGAAGGGGGAAGUAAGUGGGGGUAAAGAAUUGAAUCAAAUGGCAACCGGAAAUCUGGGACACCCAAAUUUUUCAGGUCGUCCUAAUGUUCCAGGCAGACCAGCUGGUAGUCCCUUUGCUGCAGCACCUCCCCCUGCAACGAGUCCAUUUUUGUCAUCUGGUCCUGCGUCUGGUAGAUCAGAUGGCCCUAGUGUUAAACCUCCCCCAACAUCAGCUCCAACUAUUACAACACCGUUCUUAUCAUCUGGACCAACUGUAGGACCCCCAGUCCCUGGAUUUAAGCCUUCUUUACCUGCUGGUAAUACUGAUGCAUCUGCACCCACUGCUUCCGGACCACCACGAUCACUUGGUCUGCCUACAUCAAACCAUUUCCAGCAAUUUGCAGCCCCUCAGUUCUCAGGGCCUCCAACAAAUCCUCCUAUCCAUAUGCCUGCUGGUGGGCCCCCUAACAUGGUAUCUUCUGUAGCACCUAAUAUGCCUCCACCGUUCCAGCGUCCUAGUGUUCUGUCUCCAAAUCCACCCUUUACUUUCCGCCCCCAUUCUCAGGCUCCUCCUGUCCAAAUGACAUCUUCCCCUCAACCCUACGCUCAAGCUCCACCUGUUCAUAAGGGAACACAACCCCAAACUUAUGCCCAGGCUCCACCUGUACAAAUGUUAUCCCAGCCCCAAUCUUAUGCUCAGGCUCCAGGAGUAUCACCACCCACUUACUAUGGACAGCAACCGGUUUACCUCCAGCCUCCCUCUCAACCUGGUAUGGCAUCAAUUCAUUCGAGAGAUCAAAUGCAGCAUCUAUCAGCUCCUCCGAUGAGUGCUAUGCAGGGUUUAGUAGAAGACUUUAGCUUCUUGUCAUUAGGUUCCAUUCCUGGAUCAAUGGACCCUGGACUUGAUGCUAAAGCAUUGCCAAGGCCACUUGAGGGGGAUGUGCAUCCAGAGGUUUUCCAUGAUAUGUUUCCCAUGAACUGUGACCCAAAAAUUUUGCGCCUUACUACUAGCGGUAUACCAAAUUCACAAUCUCUUGCGUCAAGGUGGCAUUUACCCCUUGGAGCUGUUGUUUGUCCGCUAGCUGAAGCUUCUGAAGGGGAGGAAGUGCCCGUAGUAAAUUUUGGUGCAGGUGGUAUUAUUCGCUGUAGAAGGUGUCGUACAUAUGUAAAUCCCUAUGUCACAUUUACAGAUGGUGGAAGAAAGUGGCGUUGCAAUGUGUGUUCUCUGCUUAACGAUGUCCCUGGGGAUUAUUUUGCCCAACUAGAUGCCACAGGCAGAAGAAUUGAUGCUGACCAACGACCUGAACUUAUCAAAGGUAGCGUUGAAUAUGUUGCAACAACUGAAUAUAUGGUGCGACCACCUAUGCCGCCUCUCUACUUUUUCCUCAUUGAUGUGUCAGUUUCUGCAGUCAGGAGUGGCAUGAUUGAGGUUGUGGCUCAGACCAUAAAGUCUUGCUUAAAUGAACUACCUGGAUCCACCCGAACACAAAUUGGUUUUAUAACAUUUGACAGCACCAUACACUUCUACAACAUGAAAUCAACUUUGACGCAACCCCAAAUGAUGGUGGUCUCGGAUGUGGAUGAUAUAUUUGUCCCUUUACCAGAUGAUCUUCUUGUCAACCUCUCCGAAUCAAGAAACGUGGUGGAGUCAUUUUUGGAUAGUUUACCCUCUAUGUUUCAAGACACUAUGAACGUUGAAUCUGCUUUUGGCCCAGCUCUUAAAGCUGCAUUAUUGGUCAUGAGUCAACUUGGGGGUAAACUGUUGAUUUUCCAAAAUACACUUCCUUCUAUUGGAGUUGGUCGGUUGAGAUUACGAGGUGAUGAUAUCCGGGUAUAUGGAACUGAUAAAGAACAUUCUCUGAGAGUAGCCGAAGAUCCAUUCUAUAAGCAAAUGGCAGCGGAUUUUACAAAGUACCAGAUAGGAAUCAGCGUGUACGCUUUUAGUGAUAAGUACACAGAUAUAGCUUCAUUAGGGACCCUUGCCAAAUACACUGGUGGACAAAUAUACUACUAUCCCAGUUUCAAGUCAAACAUGCACGGUGACAAGUUGAUACAUGAGUUGGCUAGAGAUCUCACCAGGGAGACUGCUUGGGAGGCUGUUAUGCGCAUAAGAUGUGGGAAAGGUGUAAGAUUCAAUUCUUAUCAUGGAAACUUUAUGUUGCGGUCUACUGAUUUGAUAGCGCUUCCUGCUGUGGACUGUGAUAAAGCUUUUGCCAUGCAAUUAUCCCUGGAAGAGACAUUACUGACAACUCAGACUGUGUACUUUCAAGUUGCGUUGUUAUAUACUGCAUCAUGUGGAGAGAGACGUAUUAGAGUACACACAGCUGCGGCACCAGUGGUUGCUGAUCUCGGAGAGAUGUAUCGUAGAGCUGAUACUGGUGCCAUAGUCUCGCUGCUUGGCCGGCUAGCUAUUGAGAAAACUCUAUCAAGUAAGCUAGAAGAUGCACGUUCUUAUUUGCAAAUGAGGAUUGUUAAGUCCCUUAAAGAAUAUCGAAAUCUGUAUGCGGUGCAACAUCGGUUGGCUGGAAGGAUGAUCUAUCCAGAAUCGUUAAAGUAUCUGCCUCUGUAUGGGUUAGCACUUUGUAAAUCAACACCUCUUCGUGGAGGGCAUGCAGAUGCCCAACUAGAUGAACGCUGUGCAGUUGGUUCAACGAUAAUGACAUUGCCUGUUCAAAGUCUAUUAAAGUUUUUAUAUCCCAGCUUGAUUCGUGUGGAUGAGUUUCUACUCAAGGCAUCUUCUCCAGUUGCAGAUCUUAAGGAUGCCGAGAAGCGCAUUCCCCUAACGGCAGAAAGUUUAGAUCCUAGAGGCCUUUAUAUUUUUGAUGAUGGUUUACGCUUUGUCCUUUGGAUUGGCAGAAUGCUUUCUCCUGAGGUGGCAAGGAAUUUGAAUAUUGAUUUUGCUUCUGAUCUUUCACAGGUUAACAUCUAUGAAAGUGAUAAUGAAAUGUCAAAGAGGCUAACAGGGCUGCUUAAGAAGCUGAGAGAGAGUGAUCCCGCUUACUAUCAACUUUGUCAUAUUGUAAGGCAAGGCGAACAACCAAGGGAAGGGUUCUAUUUUUUGGGAAACCUUAUCGAGGAUCAGACUGGUGGUGUAAGUGGCUAUGGUGACUGGAUUACACAAAUCCAUCGACAGGUUCAGCAAAAUGCAUAACAAGCAGAUAUUCAAGGGAUUUAUCAUCUAACAAGAUAUCAUCAACUCUCAGAAAACUAAUUGUCUGUGUAUGCGCACAUCACGGUUAGUAAAAUAUUUUUGUUGUGAGCAAAUAUUUUUCAUUUUUUAAAUUAUUUUUUGAUGAAAAUAAAUAGUUUAGGAGUACUUUAGUGAAAUCAUAUUUUGUUAUUUUCAGAUUUUCUUAGUAAAAUUUAUUUUCUUUUUUAGCUUUAGACAGGAACCAGGACAUAUAUCUCAUAUUUGUGUGAUCACAUUCCUCUGUUGCCUUACAGAUUUUGUUCUUUUUGUUUUAGAGGAUGUGUGUUGUGAAAUACACUAAGAAAUGGAUUAUUAUUUAUUAAUAUGUUCCUUCUUGAGGGCCUUUCAUUUCAGUGAUUUAUAAUACUUUUGUUUUUUUCUUUUCUUUUUUUUUCUUUUUAUAAUUUUAUUUUCCCAGAAGUUUGCUGAGUUAACACUCAGGGUAAGUUGGAGAACCCCUACUAGAGUCCUUUUUGUAUAUGGUGAGAAUCUAACCUUGUUACAAGAGUAAAAGGGAAAGUCGUUGGUUGUACAUUUGAUUUAGUAAAUAUAGCUUUUCAAAUAUUGGUGAUUUAGUGAAUGGGCAAAUUUUAGAAUAAUGGGUCGAUUAGCAAACAGUUUUAAGUUCAUAGCUGGUUGCACGGAUAGGUUUAUAUAUAUCAUUGGCUGAUUUGAAAAAUUAUUUAGAUUAGUUUAUAUAAAAGUGUGUGGUAAACUCAAUGAUUCAUGUAGGCCAAAGUAGGUUUUGAUGGGUUUAAUAGCAACUUUUACCAUUUUGAUGAUGAACAAUGUAUAUUUUGGGUAUAAAUGAAUUUAACUAAAUCCAUUUAUCAGUAGUUAAGUAGAAAAUUUAAAAUAAAAAUAAGAUUAAUUAUUAAAAAAAAAGCACAAAAUAAGAGCAAAAUUAACUUAUUUUCAGAUGUAAUCGCCUCUAACCCUAGAGCUCAAGUUCGGUGCUGUUCGUAGUUAGUAACUGCGAAUAGAGACAAAUUGAUAAAAUGAGAAAGAAGGGACCUGUUGUUGUAUUUAGGCACGAUGGUGUUCGCAGUUAUUAACUGCGAACAAGAUAUUUGGUAAAAAAAGUCAACACCCCUGUUCGCAGUUAGUAAGUGCAAACAACUUCUUUGGCUUUUUUAAAAUCAAACCACUUGUUCGCAGUUAUUAAGUGCAAACAGAUUCAUACCUCAGGUUUGGGAAUUAAGCGCUUAUAUCUGGAAAUAAGUUGAUUUUAGUCUUAUUUUGUGCUUUUUUUUUAUUUUAUAAUUAAUCUUAUCUAUUUUAAAUUUUCAGUUAAGUACAAAUAAGGCUUUCUAAAAUGUUGUAUAUCAAAACAUUGUUACUUAUUUGCCACACAACAAGUUAUUUUGCUUAGGUUAAACUC